UUUGUCAUUUCUUUUUCUUUUAAACUUUUGACAAGAUAAAUUAAGUUAGUAAAAGGCUCUAGAAGAGAAAGUUGCCCUUGUAGAUUUGUAGGAACAAUAUCAGCACCCACAACUCUUUAGAUAUCUUUCUUUUUCACUAGUAACACCAACUAAGCACAAUGCGUUUGCAUUGAAUCAAAUUUUCCAAGAUUCAUCAAUUUUUUUUGAUGUUCAUGAAAUGAUGAAAACUCAAGGAGAUUAUGGUAUACAAGAGUACAUAUCUAAUCUUGAUCCUCAGGAUAUGCAGGUGAAUAUGUAUCUUGAUUAAGAGUUAACUUUUAGAAUGUAAAUAAGGGUUUGAGAGUGUUGUUGGUCUUCGAAGUCAAAGUCUUAGGUUUGAUAUUUUACACUGUAAAAAUAUUAGUGAGUUUUGCUUCUCAUUUCUCAACUUGAGUGUGAUGGUAUGGCAAGUAUUAUCUAAAAAUGAUUUUCUCUCUUUUGCUCACGGUAAUUGCUGGAAGCUGAAUGAAGGCUGUCGCUUCUUGAUCCUCUUGUGACUUGUCCCAUCAAAUUUAUUAACAUAAUGUUUCUACAACUCCAAGGUUGUUUGUACGGUUGAUCUUUAUUUUUAUUUUCAGAGGAGUGUGGUUGCUUUGUAUUGUUGUUUUGAAAUUAUUGUGGGUUUGCGCAAUCCAUAUGUUGACAUGAUUUUGGCUGAUGGCAUCACACUCCUUGGCAAUGAUCUUCAGGUAGCUUUACUUGUUUACAACUAAUUGCCUUCAAAGUGAUUGGUUGAUUAGGUUACUGGAAUUUUUAGUUUAAAUGAUUAUAUGAGGAACAUCAUCUUCAAGCAUUAUGCCCAUAAUUUUAGUCGUGUGUUAUGGCUCAUUAUAAAUUCAUUUUUCAAUGGUUUUGGAAUUUUUAUUUCUUUUUAGAAACUAGAAUUAUCUCUUAACUUGGUUAAAUGGCAUUUGAAUAUUCGUUUUCUUGGCAGGUGGAUCCCCAAGAUAUUGUUAUGGAUAUGGCCAAAGUUCCUCUCGCUUACAUCUUUGCUGCCUUUAUUCCAGUUGUAAUGAUAGCAGGGCUUUACUUCUUUGACCACAGUGUUGCUUCACAGAAGGCGCAACAAAAGUUCAAUCUCAAGAAUCCUUCUGCUUACCAUUAUGACAUCGUCUUGUUGGGAUUCAUGCUAUGGAGAAGCCUAUGAUAAGAUUCAAUAUCAAUCAAGUGAGCAAUU
Messenger RNA from Camellia sinensis, 1216 nucleotides. NCBI's taxonomy places the organism in Eukaryota, Viridiplantae, Streptophyta, Magnoliopsida, Ericales, Theaceae. The record is from RefSeq and is a predicted model, not a curated record.